GCACGCUCCUAAAUUUUUGGGUCGCAAAAAGCGAGCGUGCAGCUGUCGUCUGUUCCUUGGUUUUUUUCUUUCUAGACACUGCGUGAUUAAAUAACGAGACGUCAUGGCAGAUCCAUCGCAGCAACAUUCGUUGCAUUCGCCGCAGUUACAACAAAACCAACAACAGGCCCAGUCGACGCCGUCCACGCCAUCGUCGCAACCAACUUCGUCGCAGCCCCACCUACCACAGCAACAACAGCACAGCGUAGGAGACUUGAACUUUUCUAUCCAAGAUAUUCUCGGUGAUAAUGGGACUUCCACCAACGAUUCAUCCUUCCAAAAUAUUGUCCAUGACUUAAAUAAUAAUAUUCCUAAUAAUGCAUCGUAUUCGCAUUUACCCAUGGAAUUGCAACAUCUCUUCACUAAUCACGGAACCGACGAUUUAUUGUCAGCUUCAGCAUCUCCUUCGGCAGGAUCCGACGCGUCCUCUUUGAGUGUAUCCCAACAACCUUUACCGUGGGAAACUCCAAUCAUGGACGACUCACAACACUCUCAACAGUCUUUACCCCAUGGGGCAACGCCCGUGGGCGCCGUGGCUUCGACUUCAGCACCGACCAUGCCUUCCUCGGUCUCUAGGACAAUGCCUCCCAUGUCGCAAUCCCACGCAUCACCCGCUCAACCAUUUGUCCCUUCGCCGGUUCAGGCAACGGCACAAACACCUAGACAACUGCCUGUCCACACCGCGUUACAACAGACUCCUUUACAGAGUCCCAUGCAAACACCUCUGUCGUCCGCGACACCGUAUAUGGGCACACCUACCAAUUACAGCCCGGCGCCAGGACCUGCGUCUUUACAAAUGUCUGUUCCCACCCCAACUCCUCCUCCACCUCAGUCUAUACCCUUUCCUACCAUGUCAGCUUCGCCGAUCGCUUCGAGACCCAUCAUACCAACCACAUCGUCUAAACCACAGAGUACAGGAGCGGCUUCCAUGACACUGCUGGAUGAAAUCACAUCUCAGUUAUCGCCUGAACGCAAGGAGAAAUUCAUUGCACUAUUUCGGGAACUUCAGCAAAAUGCCGUAACGGCCGAUCAAUUUCUAUCGCAGGCAAAAAUGCUUUUGGGGCAACAGCAAUAUCAACAGCUUGAGAAUUUGAAGAAUAAACCCAGUCCCAAACCAACGCCCACUUACAGCGAGAGUCCAGAACGGAAACGCAACGUAUCCAGCUCUCAACUACGUGCGGAAGAUGCCCAGCGUGCUAUGCCAGGUUUAGGUAAACGUGCACGGGGCGACACAAGUGCUGCAUCCAAAUCACCGUCUGUAGCAAGCUCAGUUACGCCAACCACCUAUCCUCCGAUUCCACAACAUAGACCAGCAGGACAAGCGAUGGAUGGACGAAGACUCGAUUACACCAAUCCCACGAACGCUUUAAAUUACACUGGAGUAAAUCUGAAAGAGGAAUCAGAUCAGCUUCUGCGGGAUGGUGACAAGCUGUCAGCGGGUGCGGUGGCUCCACCGGAACGAGCGCCCACUCAAGGCUUCUUGAAUUCAGACUUGCUUCAAGAGCGACUCACAAAAAUCGCUUCGACAGAGACUAUCAACCAAAUAGAUUCGGACGUGCUUGGGUAUCUCGCACUAGCAUGUCAGCAGCGGCUACGAACAUUGAUUGAAAAAAUGAUUGUCGCUUCAAAGCAUCGUGUGCAGUCACAAACAGUGGAGACCGCCCCUUUGAAUGCCAAAGGGCAGACGUUGUACAAAGUGGUGGAUGUGCAAGACAUCAAAAAGCAAUUACUCGCCAUUGAACGUGUCGAACGUGAAGAAGAACGAAAACGAAAAGAAGCCAUUGCAGAGAAGGAACGAAGGGCACAGAUGGGCGACGGUGAUCACGAAGGCGGUGAUGAAGAUCGACCAGCCAAGAAAAAGAAGAAAAAGGAAAUGGGUCCUGGUGUAACAGCCCGCAAUAUGAGCGAAGAUAUCCGGAAAAAGUUUACCAACGAGACAGCGUUGAUGAGUGCCGGCGGUGUUCGCAAAAGUUGGAUGAUGGCCGGUCUAAGCGGAAAAGGAGGAUCCGCCAGUUUGAGUUCAGGGGGAGCAGGAGGGGGAGGAGGAGUAGGAAGCAGCAGUAGUGGUGGUGGUGGUAGUAGUAGUGUUAAUGCUACUGGCAGUGGCAGUGGCCAUGUGAGCAAUCCGCCACCAUUGCACCGCCCACAUCCAGCUACUCCAUUGGGAUCAUCGGGUACACCACCUAUGCAGGAGAGCCCUGCAGAAGAAGCGCCGCGUGGUCGAGGUCGACCUCGGGGUCGAAAAGCGCAAGGAUCCGAUGGUUCAAGGCGUGAUCGAAACAGGGGUUACAUGGGCUUGGAACGAGGUGAUCACGGACGAUCUCAAGACGGUGGUAUUUUCUUGCCGCCUUCAACGAUUGGACGUCCACGCCUAGGAGAACAAGGCAUACGCAGAAUUACCAUGAACGAUGCAUUAUUCGCCAUAGAAAAGGAAGCCGAAGAUCAUCGCCAAACCGCACGUCGCACCUUGUUGAAAGCAUACAAUCAAUGGCUCAAAUAAAAAAUAAAAAAAAGAGAAAGGAGAAAGCGAAAUGCAUCCAACUUAUUGUAAACCCAAAAAGAUGAAGUCUA
This is a messenger RNA of Radiomyces spectabilis, 2610 nucleotides long. Its product is annotated as transcription initiation factor TFIID component TAF4 family-domain-containing protein. Gene Ontology annotation, biological process: transcription initiation at RNA polymerase II promoter. The record is from RefSeq and is a predicted model, not a curated record. NCBI's taxonomy places the organism in Eukaryota, Fungi, Mucoromycota, Mucoromycetes, Mucorales, Radiomycetaceae. The transcript is spliced from 6 exons. Bases 104 to 2539 code for a protein of 811 amino acids. Gene Ontology annotation, molecular function: DNA binding; protein heterodimerization activity; RNA polymerase II general transcription initiation factor activity. Gene Ontology annotation, cellular component: transcription factor TFIID complex.